GGAAUCUUCUCUUUCAGCCAAACUGCCGAACUCUGUUGCGGUAACAUUCGAUUCGUGCCCUCAUGCGUAGCUAGCCCUUACACGUACGGUUUGUGGCCUCAUAUAUAAAUCUGCUGCCGUCAAUUCGAACUCGAAAUAGCGACCUCCAUCUUACUCUCGACGUAGCUUAAGCUGACAUCAUCGCUCUUUGCUCUCACAAUUCUCCCAAAACGAGGCCUGAUAGCAACCUUCUUCAUUCCCACGCUGUAGAAAAGCAAUAUCGCAAUGGCUGCCAACGGUACCAACAGCACCAAUGGCGUCAAGGACAAUAACAGCAAAUUCGAUCCCCACUUUACACAACACGUCAUUGGCCUUAUGGCCCCCGAGACACAACCCAGACACAGAGAAAUCCUCAGCUCUCUGAUCAAGCACUUGCACGACUUUUGCCGGGAGGUCGAGCUCACGCAGGACGAAUGGAUUAUCGGUGUCAACUACGUCAACUCGAUCGGCCAAGCGUACAAGAAGAACCGAAAUGAAGCAUGGAGGGUGUGCGAUGUCCUGGGCGUCGAAUCGCUCGUCGACGAGAUCAACCACAAGAUCGCCACCGAAAAAGGCAUCGAACCCACAUCUUCAACCAUCCUCGGGCCCUUCUGGUCCCCUGACACACCAUUCCGAGAUCUUGGUGCCAGCUGCGUCCUGAAUAUGCCAGCAGAUGGGCAGCUCACGCUGUUCCAUGGUGUCAUCAAGGACGCAGAAACCGGCAAGGGGAUCCAGGGCGCCGUCUUCGAUAUGUGGCAAGCCAGCACCAACGGGAAGUACGACGUCUUCGAUCCCGAGCACCAACUGUCAAACAACCUCCGAGGCAAGUUCCGCACCGACGAGAACGGCAAGUUCUGGUUCUACUGCCUGAAGCCGACCGAAUACGCGAUCGACACCUCGGGCCCCUCGGGCGACCUCCUCAAGUUGAUGGGCCGGCACCCCAACCGCCCCGCACACAUCCACAUGAUGGUCACUCAUCCCGACUACAUCGGCGUGACGGCUCAGCUGUACCCGAACGACGACCCGUGGCUGGAGACGGACACCGUGUGUGCGGUCAAGGACGAUCUGCUCUUGGACUUCAAGCCCAUCCAAAACGACCCUAGUGGCGCCACUCUCGACGUUGAGUACGACGUCCGUCUGCUAUCAAAGAAGUACAAGCCGGAUUCGAGUAUGUUGAUGGGGAACGCAAACCAGAACAAUUUCUGAUCCGAGUCUGUUGACGGUGGCCGGUUUGGUGUCUUCUUUUUUGAGAGCAUUCUUGCAAAUAUCUUGGAGUUUUGUUUCGUGUAUAUAGCAUAGUAGCCAGUGGCGGCGGGAAAACAAUAAAGAAGCUCGAUAGAAACUACUCCCGGGCCAGAAGCGUGCACAUAUCAGCGAUUAGGUCAGGGACAUCGCCAGGCAGAUCUCAUAGCAGGCUUAAAGCGAGUAGAGAUUUCGGUCAAUGACUUCAAUUGGCUUCGACGUGAAGGCCCAG
Molecule: messenger RNA, 1492 nt
Organism: Hyaloscypha bicolor E
Lineage: Eukaryota; Fungi; Ascomycota; Leotiomycetes; Helotiales; Hyaloscyphaceae
Product: aromatic compound dioxygenase
Exons: 2
Coding region: 265-1224 (319 amino acids)
Biological process (GO): catechol-containing compound metabolic process
Molecular function (GO): catechol 1,2-dioxygenase activity; ferric iron binding
Source: RefSeq, a predicted model, not a curated record